This is a messenger RNA of Thamnophis sirtalis, 997 nucleotides long. NCBI's taxonomy places the organism in Eukaryota, Metazoa, Chordata, Lepidosauria, Squamata, Natricidae. The record is from RefSeq and is a predicted model, not a curated record.
GACUGAAGAUGCAUCUGAUUCUAUUUUAAGGCACAAUGCUAUGUUGUGAAUGCUGAGGUCCUUGGUGCUCCCUAAGUUUGGUUGUUUCCUUGCAGACAUUUUAUUACCAAACUAGGUAACAUCAUCAAUGGUAGUAGGGAGUGGAGUUUUACAUACUGGUAGCUUGCCUGUCAGUGUUGGUAGGAGUCGUCUUGGUGGUUCUUUGACUGGCUGUUGUUUUCUGUUAGAUUGUUUGUUUGGGUUAGUAGCUCCUUAAUCGGGGUAUUGUUUGCAUCUUGGUUGUUAGUCUAUAGUAGUGUUAAUCUUGGUGUUAAUCUCUGCUUUAGAUCAAGCAAGCAAACAAUACCACAAUCAAGGAACUUCCAAAGACAAACAACCUAACAGUAAACAGCAGCCCAAUCAAGGAAUGACCAAAACCACUUUCCUCUCCAGCCUUGGCUUUUAUCAGUUUCUCGAGGGAUGGGGCCGAUUCCAGAAAAGGGUUUGUAGAUUAAAGUCAUUACAUCAAAUGUUAUGGCAAGCCCCCAGAAGCCAGGAUAGGACUCGGUUUGAAGAAGCACAACGUCCAAAUGAUCAGCCUCUCUACCUGCCUUUUUUCUCUUUUCAUUUUAAGACUCCCCUGGACAAGGAGAUAGUGGAUUGGUCUGGCUUCUUGUGCUUCCUGUAGUGUUGGUGCUUGCAGCAUUGGUUCUGGGCAUGUGUUGGAAAAAAAACACAAACUUCAGAAAUGCUUGCAGAGGUUUCUGGAGCAGCAAGCGUACCCAAUUCCUCCAAUAUCUGCAGAAGAGGUCCAGUCCAGAGCCAAGGGAAGUACGGGACAACAUGUCGAACAACCAAAGGGAGGAAUCCCAAAUUCUUUCGCCCAGUUGUAGCACUGCCAAUGGACAAGCACUGGAAAUAAGGAUUCCGUUAAGAGAUUCCCCACCAGAGGAGGAGGGUCGAGAAUAUGCAGAAAUGAGAACAUUGGUUCCUGUGAAUUGCAGAAACUCAGCAGAAG